GCGGAGUCGACUGUUGGGCGUGCGGGCGGAGCGGUUCGCGGCCGGAGAGCGAGCGGCCGGGCAUUAUUUCAAGGAGAACUAUGGUAGCUUCCAGCAUUCCCUGAACCAUGGAUCUGCUGGCAUAGUGAGCUAUGCUCCUGGUCUCGGAAGCACUUUGAGAUGUACAGAGCGGGGGACCUGGGGGAGCGGCCGCUGCUCGGGACGGCGCCCCCCCGGAUGCGGAGCGUGGAGGUGGCCAGAGGAAGGGCGGGGUACGGAUUCGCGCUUUCCGGGCAGGCGCCCUGUGUGCUCAGCUGUGUCAUGAGAGGCAGCCCUGCGGAUUUUGUGGGCCUCCGUGCUGGCGACCAGAUACUUGCUGUCAACGAGAUCAACGUGAAGAAAGCGUCCCAUGAAGACGUGGUGAAGUUAAUUGGGAAAUGUUCUGGUGUCCUGCACAUGGUGAUCGGUGAAGGCAUCGGCCACCUGGAGUCCUGCUCCAGUGAUGAAGAGGUUGGAUUUUAUGAAGGAAAAGGCUGGCUGAAGCCCAAACUCGACUCUAAGGCAUUAGGUAUAAACAGAGCAGAGAGAGUCGUUGAGGAAAUGCAGUCUGGAGGGAUUUUCAACAUGAUCUUUGAAAACCCUGGUCUUCGAGCAAGCAGUUCAGAGCCCUUGAAGUUGAAACAAAGAUCCCUUUCAGAAUCAGCCACUGGGCGAUUUGACCUUGGCCAUGAAAGUGUAAAUAAUCCAAAUAGCAGCCUGCUUUCUAAGGAGGAGAUACCGAAAGUUGUGAACGAUGAUUCUGUUUUCAGCGUUGGGCUGGAGACUCAUGAAGACUUCGGGGUGGACGCAAGCAUUUUGAACGUGGCCAUGGUUGUGGGCUACUUGGGCUCCAUCGAGCUGCCGUCCACCAGCUGCAGCCUGGAAUCGGACAGCGUGCAGGCCAUCCGGGGCUGCCUGCGGCGCCUGCGGGCCGAGCAGAAGAUCCACUCGCUGGUGACCAUGCAGAUCAUGCACGACUGCGUGCAGCUCUGCACGGACAAGGCCGCUGUCCUGGCCCGAUACCCGGCCGAGAGGCUGGCGUUCAGCGCCGUGUGCCCAGACGACAGGAGGUUUUUUGGGCUGGUGACCAUGCAGGCGGCCGAUGACGGGAGCCUGGCGCAGGAGGAGGAGGGCGUUUUGCGGACGUCCUGCCACGUGUUCAUGGUGGACCCGGACCUGUUCAGUCACAAGAUCCACCAGGGCAUCGCCCGGCGCUUCGGGUUUGAGUGCACGGCCGACCCCGACACCAACGGCUGCCUGGAGUUCCCCGCGUCCUCGCUCCCAGUCCUGCAGUUCGUCUCCGUGCUGUACCGGGACAUGGGCGAGCUGAUCGAGGGCGUGCGGGCCCGGGCCUUUGCGGACGGGGACGCGGACGCUCACCAGAACACCAGCACCAGCAGCAACAGCGACAGCGGCAUCGGGAACUUCGCCCACGAGGACAGAAGCAGCCGAGUGCUCGUGGUGGACCUGGGCGCCGGCUCGAGCAGGCACGGCCCCGGCGGCAGCGCCUGGGAGGGUGUGGUCGGGAGGGGCUCCCAGCCCUGGGGCGCCCCCUGGAACGGGGCCUUCGGCCACGACCCCGAGGGGGCCCCGUUUGAGGCCGCUCCGCAGGCCGACAGGUGCCGGGACCUCGGUAAGCACCUGGGGCCCGCUCCUCACGUGGAAGGCCCCCCGGCCUCCUUGCGGUGCUCGGUCCCUCCUUCCAAGAGGGGCGCUGCGGGCCCCGGUGGUGGCUUCGGCCAGCGGUGGCUCCCGGUCCACGUCCUGCAGGAGUGGCAGUGCGGGCACACCAGCGACCAGGAGUCUUACACGGACUCCACCGACGGCUGGUCCAGCAUCAACUGCGGCACGCUGCCCCCUCCCAUGAGCAAGAUUCCCGCUGACCGCUACCGGGUGGAGGGCAGCCCCGCGCAGCCCCCGCCCAGCACCCAGAAGAGGGACUGGGCCAGGAAGGCUCUCGGGAUGCAGACCAUUUUCGGCCCCCAUCGAAGUGUUAGGAAGACUAAGGAAGACAAAAAGGGCUCAAAGUUUGGGCGGGGCAUUGGACUCCUGCCACCGGCUCAGCGUACCUCCACCCGGAGAUCUUUCGGGAGGUCCAGGAGGCUGAGCCUCACCCGCUCCCUCGAUGAUCUUGAGUCUGCAACUGUGUCUGAUGGUGAGCUGAACGGCGCCGACCUGAAGGACUGCGUGAGCAACCACAGCCUGAGCAGCAAUGCCAGCCUCCCCAGCGUGCAGAGCUGCCGGCGCCUGCGUGAGCGGAGGGUUGCCAGCUGGGCCGUGUCCUUCGAGCGGCUUCUGCAGGACCCGCUCGGAGUUCGCUACUUUUCCGAUUUUCUAAGGAAGGAAUUCAGUGAAGAAAACAUUUUAUUCUGGCAGGCCUGUGAAUAUUUUAAUCAUGUUCCCGCACACGACAAAAAAGAGCUCUCCUACAGGGCCCGCGAGAUCUUCAGUAAGUUCCUGAGCAGCAAAGCCACCACGCCGGUCAACAUCGACAGCCAGGCCCAGCUGGCAGACGACAUCCUCAGCGCCCCGCACCCCGACAUGUUCAAGGAGCAGCAGCUCCAGAUCUUCAACCUGAUGAAGUUCGACAGCUACACUCGCUUUCUGAAAUCCCCGUUGUACCAAGAGUGCAUCCUGGCGGAGGUGGAGGGCCGCCCGCUGCCCGACGGGCAGCAGGUCCCCAGCAGCCCCACAUCCAAGCACAGCGUCAGCUCCGACCACUCCAACACGUCCACACCAAAGAAGUUGAGUGGAAUAUCGAAAUCAGGACGGUCCCUGAAUGAAGAGUUGGGGGACGAGGACAGCGAGAAGAAACGAAAAGGAGCGUUUUUCUCUUGGUCAAGGACCAGGAGCACCGGGCGGUCCCAGAAGAAGAAGGACCAAGGCGACCGUCCAAACGGUUGCCAUCCUAGAUCUUCUCUGCCUUGGUUUCUUUCUUGGAUGUGGCUGAGAAGACAGUACCCCCUGCACGCCAACGGAGGCCUGGGCCGCCGGGAGUCGCAGGGCUCCAUGUCCUCGGCCGGGAGCCUGGACCUGCCAGAGGCCUGCAGGACCCUGGCGCCCGAGAAGGACAAAGCCGCCAAGCACUGCAGCAUCCAGCUCCCCGACGGGACGGCCUGCGUGGUGCUCGUCAGGGCGGGGCUCUCCAUCAAGGAAGUCCUGGCCGGGCUCUGCGAGCGACAUGGCAUCAACGGGGCUGCCGUGGACCUCUUCCUGGUGGGCGGGGACAAGCCUCUGGUGCUGCAUCAGGACAGUAGCAUCUUGGAGUCUAGGGACCUGCGCCUAGAAAAACGCACUUUAUUUCGGCUGGAUCUGGUGCCGAUUAACCGGUCUGUGGGACUCAAGGCCAAGCCCAGCAAGCCAGUCACGGAGGUGCUGCGGCCCGUGGCGGCCAAGUAUGGCCUGCGCCUGAGCGAGAUGGUGGCCCGGCUGAGUGGAGAGAAGGAGCCCCUGGACCUCGGAGCCCCCAUCUCGAGUCUGGACGGACAGCGGGUCAUCUUGGAGGAGAAGGACCCCUCCCGAGGGAAAGCGUCCACAGAUAAACAGAAAAGUGUGCCCAUCAAACAGAGCGCAGCUGUAAAUGCCAGCUCCAGAAAUCACUCGGCUACGGGAGAGGAAAGAACGCUAGGCAAGUCUAAUUCUAUUAAAAUUAAAGGAGAAAAUGGAGAGAAUGCUAGGGAUCCCCGGCUUUCAAAGAGAGAAGACUCUAUUGCAAAGACUGGGGAAAAAAAAUAUCAGAGAAUUAAUUUGGACGAAGCAGAGGAGUUUUUUGAGCUCAUUUCCAAAGCGCAGAGCAACAGGGCAGACGACCAGCGCGGGCUGCUGAGGAAGGAGGACCUGGUGCUGCCCGAGUUCCUGCGCCUGCCGCCUGGCCCCCCGGGGCUCGCCCUCUCCCCGUCGGCCGCCCCCAAGGCCGUCUGCACGAGACCCGCGACAGGCCACGGCGAGGAGAGCGCUGCCCGGCCCUGCGAGAGCCCGGCCACCAGCCCUGGCUCGGCCGACAGCCCGCCUCUCUGCGCCCCCGGGACCCCCAGCCCCCCGGCGCAGGCGGUGGAGGCCAGGGGCGUCCAGACCGUGGAGGGCGAGCGCGGGGCCGACCUGACGCUCACGGGGGAGGGGCACAUCAGCAGCCCGAGCAGCACGUUCCUGCCGCCGCCCCCCGCCCCGCCGGGCUCGGCCGCGCCUCCGAGACCAGGAGGUGGGGCCCGAGGCAGCCGAGGCCUCCCAGUCAGCACGAUCGUCGACGUGGACCGUGUGGCUGGCUCAGCACCUGGGCUGGGCAGCAGCGUCCCGGGGGUGUGGACGGGCCCCCGGAGGUCACGGGCCAGCGGGACCCCGACAUCAGACCGCCCCGGCCUGAGCCCCGUCCUGGGGGGACCCACCAAGCCCAAGGCCGGCCCACACCACGCCACCUUCGUCUGAGGCUGCCGCCCGCGGACCCGACCCUGCCCGCCGUCCCUCCCUCCCGACCCGGCGUCCGAGCCGCCUGCCUGGACACACACAUGGAGAGCAAAGAUCCCGAAGGGGCAGCCCAAGCCUAUCUCGAGGGCCUCGGACGGGCCUCCUCAGCCACUCCUGGGGGCCGAACCAGCAGAGGGCGGGGAGGGUCCUGGCCCCGGACACUCACCAGCGUUGGCUCAGGGCUCCCCGGCCCCCGCCCCAGCUCCCGCUCGGCAUCCAGCCUUCCCGCAAUAAAGCG
Molecule: messenger RNA, 4717 nt
Organism: Balaenoptera musculus (blue whale)
Lineage: Eukaryota; Metazoa; Chordata; Mammalia; Artiodactyla; Balaenopteridae
Gene: RGS12
Product: regulator of G protein signaling 12
Exons: 19
Coding region: 160-4440 (1426 amino acids)
Biological process (GO): signal transduction
Molecular function (GO): protein binding; GTPase activator activity
Source: RefSeq, a predicted model, not a curated record